Messenger RNA from Aaosphaeria arxii CBS 175.79, 930 nucleotides. Its product is annotated as peptidyl-prolyl cis-trans isomerase. Gene Ontology annotation, molecular function: peptidyl-prolyl cis-trans isomerase activity. The coding region runs from base 52 to 540 and encodes 162 amino acids. The transcript is spliced from 3 exons. Gene Ontology annotation, cellular component: catalytic step 2 spliceosome. Lineage: Eukaryota; Fungi; Ascomycota; Dothideomycetes; Pleosporales. Gene Ontology annotation, biological process: protein folding; protein peptidyl-prolyl isomerization. The record is from RefSeq and is a predicted model, not a curated record.
CAAGAACACAACCUUUCCUAGCGCUCUUACAAAGAACUUGAAGACUUCACGAUGACUACUGAGGUCGCACUUGAGACCACUCUGGGCACAAUCACUGUCGAACUUUACGGCGACCAUGCUCCGAAGACAUGCAAUAACUUCUCUACCUUGGCCCAGCGCAAAUACUUCGACGGCCUUAUCUUUCAUCGCAUAAUACCCAAUUUCAUGAUUCAAGGAGGCGACCCUACCGGCACCGGCCGAGGAGGUGCGUCGAUCUACGGCGAGAAGUUUGAGGAUGAAAUCACACCCGCUUUGAAGCACACCGGUGCAGGUAUACUGAGCAUGGCAAACUCCGGCCCUAAUACCAAUGGAAGCCAGUUCUUCAUUACACUUGCUCCGACUCCAUGGCUGGACGGAAAGCAUACUAUCUUUGGCAGGGUCAAAAGUGGAUUACAGGUCGUGAAGAAACUGGGUUUAGUCAAGACUGAUAAAGAAGACCGGCCAGUGGAGGAAGUCAAGAUCGUCAGAGCAUAUGUGGUUGCAAAGAAUGACUCAAUAUGAGGGGCUCUCUUGUGGACAAGAUAUUAUUACCAUCGCCACGACUGUCUAACGACGGCGCACCCAAGAGACAACGCUCGGCUGCGAUGCAACGCGGACUACUACUACGGAUCUUCCCUGCGACAAUAGGACCUUCCGCGACUUUCCGGUCUCGUGUCUACACAUGUCUACAUCAAUGGCAUGGAGAAUAGCUUACGGAAGUAAAGAUGAAUUAGAACCUUAGUGUAGCCCUCAAUCCUCUUAUCGAACUUCUCAUACGCAUUGGGCGCAUCGUCAAUAUCAAUCUCAUGCGAUACCACAAAGCUCGGUUUUGCCUUGCCCGAUAUUAUCAAGUCACGCAAGUAUCUGUUGUAGGACUUGACGUUGCAUUGGCCAGUGCCCACCGUCAGGCCC